Messenger RNA from Caenorhabditis auriculariae, 687 nucleotides. Lineage: Eukaryota; Metazoa; Nematoda; Chromadorea; Rhabditida; Rhabditidae. The record is from the annotation of a GenBank genome assembly.
AUGCGAAAAGUUAGAAAAAACGGAUAAAAUGAAAAAUAGGAACGGGAUAUACAUAAAUAAGAGAAGAUUUCCAGAGUGAAGCAGGAAAAAGACGACGACGGAACGUGGUAACCGGCACUUUGACCAUCACGGACGUCGAGAAGAAGGAGCGGCCGCGGCCUGGUGAGUCUCAGUGACAAAUGUCGGGACAUGAGUAGCCGUCGACAGCUUUUCUCCCAUCACUCUUCCCAUAUUUCAGCGCCUUGGCGCCCUUUGAAAAGCAGUGUUGAGUCCCCGUGGGCAUUUAUGCUGAAAAGGCUUCAAGGCCGACAUUCGUUAAGAAUAUUUUUUGAAAUAAAAAAGAGUAGCGUUGGAAGUCGACUCGAUUUUUCAGAAUUCUCCAAAUCUUCCAACGACUUGUGUGUGCAGCGGAACCACGCCGAAGUCUUGGCGGCUCUCGUCGUCGCAGUUUUCGUCGUUCAGUUCGCAGUCCUUCUGGUUUGUCUUCGACGUUGCUCCAGAAGCUACUCCGACGUUCAGUCGAUAUCCUCUGGUGAGCAAAAAAGUGCUUCUUUUUUUCGAAACUGUUUGUUCGUAGGAAGUGAUACGUCGACGUUUUCGUUUUCUCCGGCGUCUUCACGAACAAACAUUCACUGCUCCACAUCUCACGGUCUUUCUCUUCACAGUGGUAAGACAUUUUCCUCAUAG